Electrophorus electricus (electric eel) is the source of this 3111-nucleotide messenger RNA. NCBI's taxonomy places the organism in Eukaryota, Metazoa, Chordata, Actinopteri, Gymnotiformes, Gymnotidae. The record is from RefSeq and is a predicted model, not a curated record.
CGCCACCCUGCACCAUGCGUGCUGCUCCUCCUUUCUCCGUUUCGGCUGGAGACAUUAACCGUCAUAUGCUGUUCGCUGCACGACAGUUGAGAGUGCCGAUUUCCAAAUCGGGCGUAAGCUUUAUUUCCCUUUAAGCGUCUCCGCUCUCCGUAGGAGUCGAUCAUGGCACAGGGUGAUGUCUGUCUGUGGCGUUCAAGAAGCCAGCGAUUCUCGCCCACAGCAGCCAGUUCUCCUGCCGGCUCGCUGAUGGCUGGUAAUUAGGCGUCGUAGCUGAAGAGCGGCACUCUGCAUCGAGCAUCUGGUGUCCCGACCUCGGCACACCCAGGCUGUUUGGACAAAUCCAGGGGUCCGGUCCAACUCAUGACAUCCAGGACAGUUGCAGGUUGCUUGCAAGCACGGAGCCCGGGAGGUCUGCGAAGUUCAACACCCAAGCAUGUCGACGAAGAUGCAGAGUUCGAACAACACAGUGCAGGCACAGAGGAUAGUGCAGCAGCUCCAGACAGAGGCCAACAUCGAGCGGAUAAAGGUUUCUAAGGCCUCUGCAGACCUCAUGCAUUACUGUGGCGAGCAGGCCAGAAACGACCCCCUCCUGAUGGGGAUCCCAGCCUCAGAGAACCCCUUUAAGGAGAAGAAGCCCUGCACUAUACUGUAGUGGCGUGCUCUGGACAUUCUUAAAAUCAUUUUUUUUUUUUUUUUUUUUUUUUUUUAGAGAGAGAGAGAGAAAUUUUUACUUUUAAGAUUUCACACACUAGUCGCCUUAAAAUAUGCUAACGCCCAUUUUCGUUUCAACUUCUUUAAUUCUUCUGUCCUCAAGACUCAAACAUGGCUCAACACUCCACACACAUUCGCUUCUCGUUCUGUUUUAUCUGGCCGAACCUGAGACCAUAACCCCAUAGAGCCCGUGUGGCUAGAUCUUUCCCCAGGGUCUAUGCUGUGAUCGUGCUGUCUGAUGUGGUCCCGCCCAGCCACUUCUGCACAUAAAGACUGAGGGCUCCGCUGGGAACUUCCUGGGGGAGCCUUCAUCUCACCACACUCUUUCCUGUUCUCACUGGUGGACAGCUGUUCAGCACCAGUGGUGCUUUGACCCCUUGUGAUGGCACUAUUAACCGGGUUCAAUUAGUGGAAGGGAGCGGUGUGGAGGAGAAGGGCGACUCAUUGGUGCAGGGAGCGUCUGAAUAGUGCCAUUCCUGUAUGGAGGGGAAGGAGAAACGAGGAUGCAGGGAGUGUCUGAAUAGUGCCAUUCCUGUGUGGAAACAGGUGUGGCUAAAUGGCGUCACUCUGACGUAGAUUGGCUCGUUCUGCCUGAGCAUUGCCUCCUGAACUCCCUGUGUCUGAACAAUAGAGGCCUUUAGCCAGGUCAGCGAAAGGUCGCCUCCCUCCGUCAGAGCGCUAACAGCCGUGCGUUUCUUCCCCUUUUACGAAGCUGUGUAAAUCAGACCCGACCCCUCUCGCCAGUUCUUUCAGCGCCACCAGCUCCCGUAUUACGGCCUCUCUUUGUGGGUUUCUUUUAUUAUUAGCUUCAGUGUUUGUGAAGACGGAGCCCAGUGCCAUAGCAGUGAAUUGCACUCAAACCCCAAGCUUUGCUCAGUGUUCAGUUACCGUCACGAACACCCCAGGCUAACGUGGAUUAUAUUUCAUAUGCCUCGCCAAAAGCCUUUUUUUGGUAGAAAGUACGACCCAAAUUCCAAACUGCCCCGUCUGCCGAAGCGUUGCCUUGGACUUUUGUCUUUGGCCGGUUUAUUGUAGAUACAGUAGCAAUAUAUUUCAUCGCGUCGUGGUGCAUGGGCUAGAUUUUAACCCUUUAUUGACUAUGCCUUAUUUUAUUGUAAUGGACGCUUUUGGUUGCUUUUUCUAACGUUGGUGUCUUUUUCCGAUUGAUGAGAAAAGAAAAAAGUCUGAAAAGUGUUUGUGCCACCCAGAUAUUUUGUGAUCUGACCAGCAAUAGUAACACCCGCAGAAUCAAACCUCCAGACUUCCCUUCCCCACCGAGCAAAACGCGUCUCCACACAGCAGCGUUUCCGCGCCGACGACUUGUUGCAGUGACUGUUAUCGUGAAUUCUGCCAUUCCACGUUUACAACUGAGAAUUUUACACUUUCUACACAUCUGUCAUGCCAUGCACUUUUAUGCGCGUGUGUAUGUGCGCGUUUCGUUUGUUGUUGUUGCUGUUGUUGUUGCUGUUGUUGUUGUUGUUUUAAAGAGACCUUAAUGUGUUUGUUCAGCACACGGCUGGUCCAAGCAGGCCAGAGACCAGCUGAUCCACCGAAAGCCUUAAUGAGCUAUUCGGGCUCUGACUGGCUCCUAAGCACCUGGUCUUACGCACUCUACGGUUCGUCUACUGUGAACUAGCGGCACGCGCCGCUGGUGCUGUGGCCUUUGCGCGGGGACCCGCACGCGAAGCUUCAGACUGGUGCAGGGUCCAGCAAACCCGGCGAUAGACAGCUGCUGGAUUUCAUCCCUGUGUUUGGCCACACUAGCACUGCAUUCCACGAAUAUUACCGGAAUUAUGCUUCGAGUCAAUUGUUUGUUCUUUGCCAUGUACAGGGAAGUUAAUCGACAUUGUAAUCGCACAUGUACUAACGAGAGAAGCGAUAUUAGGCCGAAAUAACACUAUUCGUACAGCAUGCCCGAAACCAAUAAGUCUAUUCAUGAUUUUCUUUUUUUAAAGUAAUUGUUCCUGAAAAAUCUCGUCACACGUUUAUUACUGAACAGGUGAAUAGUAGGUUAUAGAAGAGGUUUAGUAAAUUUGGAUUUCAGACGCAACGUAUUUAAUGACACAAAUGAGUCGUAGAUAUAGAGGAAUUUUUAAUCACUUUCAAUCUUGUGGUUUACCCAGUGACGUUUUUAAAUGACAUUCCACGUUAUUUCUACAGGAUGUGUUCUUGUGCAUUGUGGUUGUUCCUGAAGGUGAUUUUGGUUUUGUACUGCCCUCGUGAUUAAUGUCAGCUCUUCAGUCUUUUCACCCCUGUAGCGUCUGAAGCAUUUUGGUGCAUUGUUCUUCUAGAGAAUCUUUUAUCUGUGGGAGAAAAACAAAACCCAGAAACUGAUUCCCAGUUCUGGUGCUGUACAAACCCCUUUUCAAACUGAAGUUAAAUAUAAUUUCAUUCUCAACA